Molecule: messenger RNA, 2932 nt
Organism: Biomphalaria glabrata
Lineage: Eukaryota; Metazoa; Mollusca; Gastropoda; Planorbidae
Product: growth/differentiation factor 8-like
Exons: 6
Coding region: 333-2018 (561 amino acids)
Biological process (GO): SMAD protein signal transduction
Cellular component (GO): extracellular region
Molecular function (GO): growth factor activity; cytokine activity
Source: RefSeq, a predicted model, not a curated record
UUGAGGUUUUCUGUGAUUUGUAUUUGUGAACAGUUUCUCGGACAAUCCAAAUAUGGGAUAUUUUAUUCUUUAAAUAAAACCAUUAAAAAGGGAGCAUUAAAGAGCAAGACAAGGCAAAUUGAUUGUGGUUACUGAAGAUAAUCUUUCAGCACAAAACUCUGACAAUAAAUAAUGGAGUUAAUAUUUCAGUCUUAAAAAAAGAAAGAGAAAAGGUUGACCCAAACUUUGGAUUAAAAAUUAAUAUUUUCUGGCUUUCUUUUUGUGACCUUUCGAGACAAUUUCUGAAACAGUGUAGCAAAACACUACACAGCGGAGUUUGUUUUUAAACACCAAUGAUAAAGAAUAUGAAGCAAUACAACAAGAUUUGUAUGUUGUUUUGGUGCGUUGUACACGUCACUGGAUCCACUUUACCAAGACAACAAGGGAAAUGGAUUGUUGACACUAAAGAGGCUCAUUUUAUUAUAAGUCUAAAUAGCACAUCAGAAAUCGAGACUUCUGCAAAGGAAGGGAAAACUCAAGAACCAGUAGUAUUCAAUGUAGAUAACAAUCAAACUUCAGUAGUUGUUCAAAAAAACCUUCACCUUGAGAAUAAAACGCAAUGGUUUAUGCAGAAACAUAAUUUAAGUUUUCAAGAGACUGUAAGGCAAAAGGAUAUAGCCGUGGAAGAUACGUUAAGCAAAAGUUGGGGGCCAUUAACAAGGCUGGUAGAAAGUGUUAGCAACAGAGGUGAAACAGAGAAAACUCUGCCAGAAUCCUAUAAUAUACCAUACAGUAAAAACUCCACAGACAUCGCUAGCAAUAACACAUUGCCUUCGUUACAUCUAGCCCCAAAACAAUCAAUCAGUCAACAAAACAAUCAUAUAUUACUAGAAAAUAUUUUUGUAAACUCUAGUCUUGAGAGUGUUAACUCUUCCAGUCAAAUCUCAACAUUGAAUCCAAAUGAAAGCAGCACGGAAGACACAUUCAGAACAGAAGAGCCACAUCCACUGGGCAUUAAAGCGCCCAACCUUUCCUCUAUUGGAGAUAAUACAAAGAACUGUACCACGUGUGGAGGUCAAGGCUUGCCUGAAGAGACUGUCAAGGAGCUCCGGUUAAAUAUGUUUGCCGCUCUGCUGAGACAGAAGCUGCAUAUGCCAGACCGUCCAGAUAGUGAGGUAGUCCCCACAGCUCCGGCAAUGUCUACAGAUUUAUUGCAUCGAAUAUUUCAGAAGGAACAGCUCAAAGACGAGAUCGAUGGUUUCUAUGCUGUAGACGAUGAAGUCAUUUUACCAGGAUACCAACGAGGUGAUGUGUGUGAUGAUUGCUUUCAAUUUGAUCUUCAAAACCAAGUCAGUGGAGAUAUAUCUGCAGCUCACCUCUGGUUCAACCUACACUUCUACGGUCCUGAGGGAAACAUCCCACUCGUUCUUCUCUACGAGAUUGAGCUGCACCAAGGUAAAACUUUUAGAAAAAGGAUUUACUUCAAGCGUAGUGACUUACAAUACAAAAGUGAAUGGGCAACAAUUGACCUGACCAUGCCGGUCAAGAAGUGGAUAGGUGAAGGUGCCAACAAGAAACUUCUGUCAAUUAUGUGUAAAAAUUGUGCUUCUAGUGAAGUUAAGUCUGAACAGAAACCUGUCCUGGAAGUGAAAUAUUUGAAGACAAAUGUUGAACAGCGCAAGAAGAAGAAUGCCGAAUGUGAUCCCCGCAGUACGUGUUGUAAGCGACCCCUGGAGGUUAAUUUCAGCGCGAUCAAUAUGCAUCACAUAGUUGUCCCGGCAUCAUUAAGUGUUGAUUAUUGUUAUGGCUAUUGUGACGGGGUUGAUAAAUACACCUACAACCAUACACUGCUGAAACAGAGAUACCGUUGGGUUUAUUUACCCAAUCAUUCAUCCCACAAUCAUUCACUCAGGGAACAGCUGAAGCCUUGCUGUGUACCACUGGUUCUCAAAACUUCCCGGGUUAUGAUCAGCGAGAACAAUGUAACCAAGAUGGAACUACUGCCCAACGUCAUUGUAGAGAGAUGCGGAUGUCUAUAAAUAGACACAGUGGCUCAAUGAGAGGUUGCUGAUCAAUGCAAUAAACUUUUUUUUAAAGACUUCAAGCAGCAAUCUUGUAACCCCAACAACAACAAAACAUUUAAGGUUUCGCUCUGAAAAAAAAAUAUUACAUAGAAAUAUUACAUCCCUUUUUCUUUUCCGUACAAACCAACGUGAUUUUAAGUUUAGUUUUCUUUUGAACUGGCUUGGUUAAAGAAACAUGUUCUCAGCUUUAAAUUUUUAGGUAGACUAUCUGAUUGAUCUUUGUGUUAUUUUAAAAUGUAAUGAGCGUUACCCUUACAGGAACAGAAAAGUUUGGAAAAGAGAUAUUUAACAGAGAGAGGAAAAGAGAGAUAGAUUUCAAUCAUACACUAAGACGCGCUAUGAGCUAAAUGGUCGGUGACAAGUCUAGUCACUUACUGAGCCAUAGACAUUUUCCAUUUGUUUCAUAAUAAAAGCACUAAAGUGACAAUUUAAGUAGGUGGACUACUCACUUGUACACAGACACAUAAACCUACCUAUCAAUGCAAAUAUUGAGAUAGUCAAAUGCUAACACCACCGUGCAAGGUAGGCCUACAAGAAGGCUCGUGGGUGGUGAACGUCUUUUAUUAAAUGUGUUGUGCUAUCUGUUUACUUGUCAGGAAUAAAUUAUUAUAAUUAUUAACUUAUUAAUUUAAAUACUUGAAGCCCAUUUACAAAUUAUUUUUGUAUUUGUGUUUUUAUGAAAUAUUUAUACGGAUUGUUACCUUUACAAUGUUUAUAUAGUGCUUAUGGUAUUAUUUGUUUGUUUCCUUUACAACAAUGUUUAUAGAGUGCUUAUGGUAUUAUUCGUUUGUUUCCUUUAUCGUUUAAUCUGAUUAUACCGUCUGCUUAGCGCCAAACAAAUCGUUCUAUUAAACAAUCCAUUCAAAACA